Messenger RNA from Cladocopium goreaui, 2370 nucleotides. Lineage: Eukaryota; Dinophyceae; Suessiales; Symbiodiniaceae. The record is from the annotation of a GenBank genome assembly.
AUGGCAUCUGUGCCUUUGAGCCAUGAGCUUCAUCCAAUCUUUCUGCUGGACAGCUUCGAUAUGGAGACGACAACUCCAUGUCCCAACAGGUACAAGAUCAACACAUUCUCAGCCACGUUCUUCUCCAUUUUCGUCAACACAUUGACGUUGGCGUCCUCCUUGCUGCUGCUGGCUGCUGCUCUGCGCACCCGGCGGGGGCGUCGGCUCCUGGCGCCGCGCUUGAAGGAGGGAGAGAUUUUGGAUUUCCCGUUUGGAUGGAUGAAGUCAGCUUUGUCGAAACAACAUGUUCUCCUUGAUGAAGUAGGACUUGAUGCCAUGGUUGUGAUCCGAUAUUUGGACGUGGGCUUCAAAUUCUGCUUGGUGGGCAGUCUAUUGAGCAUAGUUCUAGUGCCUAUGUAUGCGUCUGCAGACAACAACGAGAAUCUGGGCAAGUUCACCAGAUUUAGCCUCUCCAACAUCGACAAGGAGAAGGGGCAUUGGAGGUUCGGGAUUGUGGUGGCCUGUUCCUACCUCCUCAAUGCUGCGUUUGUCCACUUCAUGGUGGGGGAAUGGCAGAACUUCAUGAACUUUCGCAGGAAGCAGUUCAAAAACGCAGUACGGGGUUCAUUGGGCCCUGGAGCGGCUCAAGCGAUCCGAUCCAUCCUGGUGGAAAACAUGCCCAAGGAGAUGCGCUCUGCGCAGCAACUCUUUGAGUACUUCGAAAAACAGUUUGGGGAAGGUUCCGUCCACUCUGCUGUGCUACAGAGCGACACGCGAGCACUCCAUGAAAUCGAUGCCUUCUGCAAAUGCUGCUGUUGUCCCAAUUGGGCCUCUUCUGACAGGCGCACACAGAUGCGGCAGGCAGUGAGAGCGGACGUGGCAACGGGAAUUGAGCUGAGCUCUAUCAGCACUAUCAGGAGACCAAGAAGAACGACCUGUGCGGUGGAUGAAUCUUCGCUGCUUGCUGGAAUCAAUGUGCCGAAAACUGCCCGCGAGUUUUCACAGAAGGUCAAGGGCUACACUGCCUCCCUGGCGAACACCGUGUCAAAGGCUCUGCCCGCAUCGGAACUUGUGAAACCUUCCUCCUGUUCCACCGGCUUUGUGACCUUUCAAAUGGUGCAAACGCGCGUCAUGGCCGAGCAGGUUCUCUUGUCGCACUCCUCGGGCUGGCUCAUUCGCCCGGCUCCAGAGUCUCGAGACCUGGUGUGGUCGAAUGCAUCGACACCUUGGAAGCUCCUCUACCCCAGAAACAUCGUCGCACAGUGUAUCUGCAUCGUGGGGGUGCUCUUUUGGUCGGUGCCAGUGACCUCGAUUCAACUCUGGUCCAAUUUGGAAUCCAUGCAAAGGUUCUUGCCCCGACUGUUCGAAUUCAGUAAAACAUCAUGCAAGCUGUGCAGCACUUUCCUGGUAAAGUAUGUCCCGGUGGUGGCUCUGAUUCUGCUACUGGCUUUGCUGCCCUUGGUCUUUGAAGGGAUGGCGAGGAGGUACGAACGCCACAAGGUGAAGUCAGACAUUCAAAGAAUUGUGCUGUACCGCUACAUGGGUUAUUUGCUUGCCACUCUUUAUGUCGCCGUGGUGUCUGGCUCUGUUUCGGGCACCUUAGAGACGAUCCUGCGCACCCCGCCCCAAGCCUUGGUGGAAGUGCGAGAGGCGGUGCCCAGCGUGGCGGUCUACUUCAUCACCUUUGUUUUGGCGCGGGUGGGCAUCACCAUUCCCAUCCUGCUGUUUUAUCCUGGGUUGUUCCCAGGGUCCAGUUGCUACUUUGCCACGGAGGCCUCCGAUGCGGCCUUGAUUCUGGUGCUGGGAGUCACGUACUCGGCCAUUGCACCGCUGAUUCUGCCAGCCUGUGCUGCCUACUUUGCGCUGGCAUCGGUGGUGUAUCGACGCUCGUGGCAAAAUCUUGAAGCAAAGUGUUCCAUUGCGAUUUGCCCCGAUGAGUCGCCUUCCCAAUCGAAGUAUGACCUCUUCAACUGGUCUGUGUGGGGCAUGUUCUUCAGCAACAUCACUCUGAUGGCACUUGCUGUAGGUCAUGCAUCCUACAAUACUUAUAGUUUCUAUGCCACAGCCGUGCUGCCUCUGACAACCUUGGUCUUCAAGGCCUUCUGUGAGCGUCACUAUGCGCGACCUUCACUGUUCGUUGCCCUAGAAGAUGCCGUCGAAGCGGACCGAGUGGCAGAGGAAGAGGCGGAUGUGACCUUGGCUCCUUGUCUGCGUUGGUCACCGUUGGUCACCGUUGGUCGUUUGUUGCACCGUGGCCACUGUGGGAUGAUCGAGGACUACAACUACUACGUUGACCCGGUGCUUACCAACUACAGCCCCGGUGCGGCUGCCAGUGCUGCCAGUGGUGCCAGUGCUGCCAGUCCAAGCUGCAGUUCCGAUCCCAGGAGAUGA